GGUCCCUCUCACACUGCUCGGUCCGACUUCGACUGGCGCGCCGAUAGGGGGGUUGUUUUGACUGAAGUUUACGGUUUUUUUUCCUUCACUUUUUUAUUCCUCGCAACCCGUGGAAGCCAGGAUGUUUGAUGUGCUUUCCCAGUGUUUCGUCUGUCGGCUUUUCGUCUCGUCCAGGAAGGAGCAACACUCUCGGGAAUGACCGAUCUCAAGCGGAGAGAAGCAACAGUUUUCCAACCAGUCAGUAGGCUGACCUAUGCUAAGCUAACGCGCUAGCCAAUGCAGUUGAGACUUCGCUGUUAAAAGUCCACAACACGAGAAAGUAAACUUCACGUCUCGGGGUGUCGGUGACUGGACGAGCUUCACCGGCGUCUUCCCGAGAGAAACCCGUCCCCCGGAGGCUAAACUUCGCCCCGGUCGGGCUGCACGGUGCAGGUGCAUCUCCUCGGCACCUGCGAACACUUUGGGAACUCACGGUUAGCUCCGUCGGCGGAGAGCUAACUUUAGCUCGUUUGCUUAAAGCAGAAGCAGAGGAGUAGGACACGUUUUUUUUAUUAAUACGUCAUUUUAAACUGCUCUUUGCUAUUUUAACCGUCAACCCUUAAAGUGGUGACAUUAGUUUCUAAGUAUUUUUGCUGGCGCGGUAAUUGCCCCUCAUACCCUUUCACCGGAGUGGCGACGUGGAUAACGUUACUCUCGCUCUCCCACGGGACUUUGGACGGCUCGAUCCCGUCGUGGGAAUGAACCUGUUCCCACCCGCUAGUCUCGUUGGUGUGACAGCAUGAGGAUUUCCACAAGUUGCAUUUUAUCGUUUUAAAGUUUUAAAGUUUUUGUGUUCUGAAAGCUCUUGCACCCUAUGGUGCCGCUACGGCCACCGAGAAAUGGAUGUCUCGCAGGCCGCUUUCCCAAACGGUGAAGGGCGGCCGUGCGGCGGAGGGACGGGGGACCAUGCCUGGACAGACUCCCCCACGGUCCGGGCGUGCGCUCACUCGGCCCCGUUGUGCCCGACACGGUCUCUGUGGACAGCCGCGUAUGACUACGAGGCGAGCGGCGAGGAUGAGCUCAGCCUCAGGCGAGGGGACGUGGUGGAGGUGCUGUCCAAAGACGCAACGAUCUCUGGGGACGAGGGAUGGUGGACCGGUAAAAUCAACCACCGGGUCGGGAUUUUCCCCUCAAACUAUGUCACCUACCAGCCCGCUAUUUACCGGCUCCCCGCGACGAGCGUGUCUGUGGGGACACAAGAGCAAGUGCCGAGCUCGCCCAUCCAGAUCCCCUUCAGUGAACUGGUGCUAGAGGAGAUCAUAGGCGUGGGUGGAUUUGGCAAAGUGUAUCGGGGCACAUGGAAGGACCAGGAGGUCGCAGUGAAGGCAGCUCGGCAAGAUCCAGACGAGGACAUCACAGCCACUGCCGGCGGUGUGAAACAAGAAGCGAAACUGUUCUCCAUGCUCCAGCACCCCAACAUUAUUAAACUGGAGGGAGUGUGUUUGGAGGAGCCCAACCUGUGCCUGGUGAUGGAGUAUGCCCGAGGCGGGACACUGAACCGGGCGUUGACCGGAAGGCGCAUCCCUCCGCACAUCCUGGUCAACUGGGCCGUGCAGAUUGCACGCGGGAUGCUCUACCUGCACAAGGAGGCCGUGGUACCCAUUAUCCACCGGGACCUGAAGUCUAGCAACAUUUUAUUAUUUGAAACGAUUGAGAAUGACGACAUCGGGAGGAAGACCUUGAAGAUCACAGAUUUCGGCCUGGCCCGGGAGUGGCACAAAACCACAAAGAUGUCGGCUGCGGGCACCUACUCCUGGAUGGCCCCCGAGGUCAUCAAGUCCUCUCUCUUCUCCAAAGGCAGUGACGUCUGGAGCUAUGGAGUCUUGCUGUGGGAGCUGUUAACGGGGGAGGUGCCGUAUCGUGGGAUCGACGGCCUGGCUGUCGCUUAUGGUGUAGCAGUCAAUAAAUUAACUCUACCGAUCCCCUCCACCUGCCCCGAACCCUUCGCCAAGCUCAUGGAAGAGUGCUGGGACCAGGACCCCCACGUGCGCCCCUCCUUCUCCUGCAUCCUGGAGCAGCUGUCGGCCAUCGAGGAGGCGGUGAUGGCCACCAUGCCCCAGGACUCCUUCCACAGCAUGCAGGACGACUGGCGUGUGGAGAUCCAGGAGAUGUUUGAUGAUCUCCGGAGCAAAGAGAAGGAGCUGCGUUCCAGAGAAGAGGAGCUGACGCAGGCCACCCUCCAGCAGAAGUCCCAGGAGGAGCUUCUGAAGCGUCGGGAGCAGCAGCUGGCCGAGCGGGAGAUCAACGUGCUGGAGAGGGAGCUCAACAUCCUCAUCUUCCAGCUCAACAAAGACAAGCCCAACGUGAAGAAGAGGAAGGGCAAAUUCAAACGUUCCCGCCUUAAACUGAAGGAUGGAAACCGCAUCAGCCUGCCUUCAGACUUCCAGCAUAAGAUCACCGUGCAGGCGUCGCCUUCCAUGGACAAGAGGCGGAGCCUUCAUAGCACGAGCUCCUCUCCUCCCAGCAGCCCCACACCCAUCCCCCGGCUACGAGCCAUUCAGCCGAUGUCCUCCAUGCAGAGGGACAGUUUGUUUGUGUACCAACAGGAUGUUGAUCUGACCAGCGAGCUCACCACCUCCACUGGGCUCUCGAUGAAAGUGACCCAAGACGAGAGCAACCGUACGUGGGGCCGCAGCACCCCCUUCAGGCCAGAAGAGUUUGAGGAUGUGAAGAAGGGAAUCAAGAAGAAAGGCAGAACCUGGGGUCCCAGUUCAGUCCAGAGCAAAGAAAGACCUGCUGCUGCUGAGAGAGUGCGACCUCUGUCAGACGGCAGUAACCCCUGGUCCACCAGCCUGGUCAAAUGCCAGAAGUCGGUCCCCCUCUCCGCCCUGUUUGCUGAACAGACGGGGGCCGGUAAAGAUGAGGCUUUCUCCCAGGAAUGUCCCGACAGCAGCUCCAAGCCAAAGCAGCUCAAGUUCCCCAACCAGGUGUACAUCGACCUCCCUCUGUGGAGGGACGAGCAGCAGCCUCAGAGCCCCGGGGGGCACGGUGGGUCGGGAGAUUCUGGGGUUGGGUCAGGAGGUCAGGGUGGCGCACCAGAGACCCCAGAAGACACCGCCACGUCCACCUCGUCCGCCUCCACCACCCCACAAGUCACGCCCACCAACAGCCUGAAGCGGGCGUCGGCUCGCCGCAAGACGGACUCGGUGCUGUACGGCUGCGGCUCGUUGCUGGCGUCCGUCGUGCUCGGCUACGACCUGAGGGAGGCUCUCAAAAACGCUGCUCCCGGGGAGGAUUGCGAGCCGCAGCGCGACGAGAAAGAGAAGAAGAAGAAGGAGGGCCUGUUCCAGCGCGCGACCCGGUUCCGCCACAGCACCUCACCGCCGGGCGGUCGCUCCCGCAAAGACGAGGCGGCGGCGGCGGCCACCCAACCCGUCAAUCUCAUCUCCAUGUCGGCCAUUAUGGAAUGCAACUCCACCAAGUGUCUCGCGCAGUCCGAGCGGGCGGUGUCACAGUCCAGGCCCGGGAAGGCUGAGCGCGCGGCGGCCAAUCCUCCCGCAGAGUCAUCCGGACCCGGCCCAGUAGCUGCUGCACAAGACCAGAAUAACAGGACUGCAGCUAACGCACAGACCCAAAGCCAGCCAGCUGAGAAGAACCACCACAACACGGGAACGCGGCUACGCAGAAAGAAAUACACCAGCAACCACAUUACCAAUGGCGCGCCCACGCUGCCUCCUCCGGCCUCACAGAAGGAGCGGGACGGCGUGUCGGAGAAGCCCUCCGGCGGGGAGGCCUUCUCCAGACCGCGGCCGGUGUCAUUCCGGGCCAAGCCGCAUACCUGGGCCCUGCUGCGGGGACGCAACAAGAGCUACUCCCUGGGCCACUUCUCCGGAGAGAAGACGGCCCAGAACCUGAGCGUGGUGCUGUCCUCGGAGGUGGGGAUGGGCUGCUCCCUCCUGGACAUGGACACGGAGGGCCAGAAACGAGACUGCACCGUGCCGCUGUGCCGCAUUCAGAGCUCCCCGGGACGGACCUCCGUCUUUGAGCUGGAGAAAGAGUUUCUCUCUUAGGAGACCUUGAGAAGUGAUCUGCCGUGGUCACGCUUCCUCCCGUACGACCGCUGAGUGUUUCAGAACAUUCAGACCGAAUAUUUGGCCUUAAACUCCUGGAGGGUUGAGAACCAGACUGCCUUUUUCCCCCGCCCCCUGUUUUCUAUAACAUAGAACCCAGCGUUGCCUUAGUUCGAGAACACGGUGAUGUUGAAUGUGCGCCCGCGUCUCAGUUUGAGAACCGGUCGACCAGCGCGGUUCAGACCAAAGAUUCGCAGCGGGGGUCGCGUGAAACUCGCCCGUUUACAACGGUGCUGUCCUUCCUCAUCCCUCCUCGUGCCCGAGUGGGCCGAAGAGCGGGAGGCCACGGGCGAUCUGGUCGCGCUGCUGGAGUUCACGAGCCGGCGAUGAAAGUAACCAUCGACUUGUGAAGAGAUAAAGAGAAGCGCUCUGCGUACUGGCCGCCACGGAUUCAGACGGGCUGGACAUCUGAAGCACAAUAACACCAGCGACUUUGUCUUGUUUUUAGUUUUCGUGUCACAGGUUUAAAUGACCUCGACCGUAUGGAUCGUAUUGUUUAUCCUGCCGUCGUAAUAUUUCCACAAGUUUCAGAUCCAAAAGCCUCGAUCGGUCAUCGAGCUAUGAACUCGUUAUUUGUCUCUCUGCGCGAGAGCGUCUCGCCCGCUGGACGUAAGAGAGUCGGCAGAGAGAAAGGACGCGGAGACCGGGCGGCUGUUCCUGCUGCGGUCCUCUUCUCUUUUCCUCCGUCCUGAACUCACUCGCUCGUUUUAACACCAACCGACUUCACCAGCGGAGUUUCAGGCGACGCGAUCAGCCGGCUCGGGGCGGAGCCGGGCAGCGGCAGCAGCUUAGUCUCGUCGCAAAUCUUUGGUCUUGACUGCGAUGGUCUCGUACUAGAACCCCCCCCCCCCCCCCCUCUUCGCUCAUCUCUUCCUCCCCCUUUUUUUGUUACCUUCCUCCUUUCUCGUCCUGUCGGUGCAGCUAAACGUUGACCGCCGCUGCAGCUUUUGCAACACGAUACCCUCACCUUUUUAUUUAUAUAUAUAUUUUUUAUAGGUAAUUUAAUAUGAAGAGACUUGACCUGACCGUAGCAACCAGCAGGACGUACAUUCCAUGUCAGUUUCCAAGCUGUGUGAUCACGCUUUUUAGAUUUUUUUUUUUGGGACUUGAGAAUCAUGCAUGCGUGUACCCUUAAAAUGUUGAACAAAAAAAUAAUAAUAAUCUGUCUUUUUUUUCGGGUAAAUAUUUCUUUUUAUCCCCAUAUCAGCCGGAUGCCGACGACAGUUUUGUAUUGCACACAUGUGCAUAUUUUGUGACUGUUUUUAAAGCUGUAGUACCGUUUGUGUUCCAGGGACAGGCUACUGGAUCGUAGCGGGGACGGAUACAAGUGUGUUUCCUCCCAGAAUGUCCUAAAGAUUUGAGAGAAGCAGGGAGAAAAAGACCUACCGAGCAAACAUCGGGUCGUUUCUCUUCACUUGUUCAAAUGACUAUCGUCGUCAUGUGUUGACAAUAUUUAUAGAACAUCAAUUUUUUGGGGGGGGGGGGUAAUAUUUGGUGUCCUGCGGCAGAACGGGGGGGUACACCUCGGCCCCGAAUGUUCAUGUCAGGAAAACCUGGCCCCAAGUGAAUGAAGUAAUAAUCUAAUACCAGAUGACGGCUGAUUGCCUGCACCAUCUCAGAUUUAAAUCGUGGAGAGAUUAAUCCUCAACCGGGAGAAUCCUGUUCAGAACAUAGAGUGCCCAAACUAGCAAUAACUCUGACUCUGUGCCUUCAACAAGAUGUUCCUCCCUUUUGUUUAAAUUUGCAUUCUCAUCUUUAUCAUGUGGACACAAUUCUGUACAGAUGAGGGGGUUUUUUCCUCCCUUUUUUUGUAUGAAUCCCAAAUGACGACAGAAGUAAUCUGCGUCUCAGAUUUCAGCGCCAACUGCCACGAUCUGAUUGAUAGAACAAAUUGCACUCUUGGUUUUGUCGAGUCAGGUUUUCGUGGGUUUGGGUUUCUUUCUACGCUGCCCGUCUAAUGCAGCAUUAAGCAAACAGAUUCCCCGUGAAGCCAAUGUCCAUCACAUGAAGCUCAGGAAGGUCUGGAGCCAAUCAGAGGACAGAGUUUAGUUAAAUGGAGUGAAGACACAGUUUCAUUAUCAUCAUGUAAACUGAGAUUGAAAAAGAGUUUUGUUUUCCUGAUUCUUUUUCUCGGCAUCUCUCUGAACUCGACGGUGUGGAGGUCUGACUGACGGAUGCAGGCUGCACCUCGUGCCACGGUCACUCCCGGCCCUCUCGGAAAGUCGAACGACUCGACUUAAAACUGUUACUUUGACUGACCCCCCCCCCCCCACACACACACACACACACAAACCUUUUAUCGCUGUCUCACUUCACUCUGUUUGUUUUUUUGAGACCUUCAUUAGAAAUUGUGUCCCACUUUUGAAGGACGCAACAAAGCUCAUUUACAGUGAGGUAUGAUUUUUUUUAAAUGGUGUAAAUAUAAUUGUAAUUCCGGAUGUGUGUAUCACUGUGGCGUCUUAUGAUGAUUUAGAAUGGGAAGUAUCCCACGUUGUGUAUUUUAUGACCACUGACUGUCAAACAACACUGUAAAAGCCUGACUAAUAAUCAAGCUGUUAAAGGGGCCGUUUACAAGCCGAGAUAUCACACUGGAUUUACUAUUUUCUAUGAAUUGAGGUUAUCUGUAAAUGCCGCGAUGCACUUGUGCUGUAUGUAUAUUCCCCGAGAAAUCAUGUAUUUCUGUUUGAAGCUGAAGUCUCCAGUUUGUCGUCGUUGGCUCGCAGCUAACGGAAAGGCUUUUGUGUAUGAAGGUAAACGAUGACUUGACAACGACAUUCCCCUACGCGUGACCAACUGCAGCAGGAACAUUGGUGAGACCGGUUAUCAACAAGGUGCAUUCAGGCUUCGGACCAAAUUCAACUGCACCAUCACUACGGCCUCCAUGUCCUCAGGACCAGAACCACUAAAUGAAGCAGCUGCUAUGAGGCGCGCUCACAAAGAGGGCUCGUCCCUACGAACCCUUCUCCAACCCGGCGCCGUCUGGUCAGCCCCUUCCUGUAAAGCCCCGGAGGUCUCGGUCACACAGGUAUAGAUUUGAGUACAUCUGUUUCAGUGGACGUUUUGGUUAUCAUUACAGUAUUGGUUAUUUCACGCCUAAUUGAUCAAGAGUAUCAACAUUUUGAAUAAAGUCUAAAUCAUGACUAAA
Molecule: messenger RNA, 7254 nt
Organism: Pseudoliparis swirei
Lineage: Eukaryota; Metazoa; Chordata; Actinopteri; Perciformes; Liparidae
Gene: map3k21
Product: mitogen-activated protein kinase kinase kinase 21
Exons: 11
Coding region: 879-4049 (1056 amino acids)
Biological process (GO): protein phosphorylation
Molecular function (GO): JUN kinase kinase kinase activity; ATP binding; protein binding
Source: RefSeq, a predicted model, not a curated record